GUGAGUUUCGCAUGCUCGUACAGUUCUUCCUGCCAAAAUAAAUUCCUGCCGCAACGUUGAUCGUGUUGCCUCAAUCGCAACAGAAGUCACGUAUAAAACCUGCAGGAGAACGGAAUCAUUAGUGCAGUGGUGCUCAUACUUGCAAUUGUUAAUGAAAGUGCCAAGUGAACUGAAGUAUUUCAAGUGUUUGACGGUGCUGCGCCUAUAGACGUUUCAGUCGCACUAUUUGGGCUCAACGGCGUCGCACGGAUUGUUAAGAAGAAUUUUGGUAAACGGUGCGCGAGGCGCCGAGAAAUCGCGAAAUGGAGUCUUUGAAACCCGAGAUGCCAUCCGCUGGCGCAACCCCAGCGAAUCGGGUGACUAUGGCCGUUCGUUGCGACAAACCAAUCCUUGAACUGCCGAAACUGGUUCCCGUCACAGACCCGAAGCCCUCAAUGGAAUCACCACAACAGUCCAUGCUGAGGAAGUCAGUUACUACGUCAACAACGGCAGCAGGAGGGCAGCCGAACUUAGUCAAACUCGUCCAGAAGACCAUCCCCAUCAGAACGAUCCAAGGACCGAAUGGGAAUCUUAUCGUUCAAGGACCGAAAAACAAGAUAUUGUCACUUCAAAUAAAAGGAACGAGUAUAGCGUCUCCGCAGCUGGUUCCAAUCAACUUUCCCAAUGAAAACAAGACAGCUAUGUUAAAAGUGUCUGGCGUCACAUCUUUCCAAACUCAUAAACUUGUCCCAAAAGAGACUUCAACAACAAAAGCCACUGCUUCAAAGCAUUUGUUCUCGAAUUUGAAGCAUUCUAAAGAUGUUAUGAUGACUUCAAAAACGCCUUCGAAACAAUCAACAUCUUUAGUAAAACUCACAACGCAAGACACACAGACUUUAUUCAAAGUACCCUCGAAGGAACCGCCCCCGGCUUCCAAACUAUCACCUAAUAUCACGUCAUCGUUGCCGACCGCUACUUCACAAGUAAUUAAUACACUGGUAUCAUCGAAAGCUUUGGAGAUAAAACCAAUUACAGUCACUGAUUCUCCGAAGGCGCUCACGCCAGCACAGGCGGCAACAGUUCCAAUCACACAAAUUACGCCUACAAAUUUGCUAACAAAAUUAUGUACGACAAAAGCGGAUACAGGUGAUUUGGAUACAGUUACAAUUGAAAAGAAGACUGUGAAAAAACUACAGCCGACUAAGUUAGUCCCCUCAAGAAAAGACUAUGGAAGUAAUGUCGUAUUUACCCCAACAUCGACCUCUGGCAAUAAAAUGAUCAGUUUACAAAUAUCAAACGGAAGGCUCUCAGAUCCGAAUGGCCCGAUUAAAUUGAUAUCAGCUAACAACCCUGUCACCAAAGUACAACCAGAGAAAUUGGUCGAUAAACCGAAUUCAGAUAAAACAGAGUCCCCAGCAUUAGAUUCUCCUCCAUUGCCACAUAAAGAAGAAGUCGAGAAGUCACAAAGCAGUGCUUCGAGUAUACCGCAACAAACCACGGAGCAAAGUGCACCGGAGGAAGAAUCUGCCGUACAAAAUAAACAAAUUAAACGAAAACAGCAAUCUUUGCUUCGUAACAAAACUAUUGAGGACCUCCAAAGAAGUCCCCGCACUAAAUGUCGUUCAAAAUCACUCACUGUUUUCCGCAACAAAUUAAAACGCCAGAAACGGAGAUUGUCUACCGCCUCAGACAGUGACAUAAAGAAAGUGAACCGUGUGAAGCUAAAUACAGCUUCGUCUCUUACAAUCAAUAAGACUCCGCCAGAAAACCAAGUCAACAAACUGCUUUGUCCAGAAAAGAUCUCAACAAGCAGCGAUUCACUGGGGUCUACGUCUCCGAUUGAGGAGAAAGUCGCCUCUGUGCCGAUUAAUUUUGCUCCCACAGAAAUUAUCGAAAUGAACAGUUCUGAUGACGAUGAUAAAACAGCGAUAGAGGAACGCAUAAAUCGUUCCUCCCCACCGACAAAAGUGGGUGAGAAUGAGAUUUACAGCUGCUUGAAUUGGCAUGAUGGAGUAGGUUCCUUGAAAGAGAGCAGCUUGCAAUUCCAAUUCAACGAAUUUGGCCUUAUCGAAAUAUUGGAAUCGGCACCAAUAAAAACUGAACUGGACUGUCAUUAUGAGAAACCGAUUUUCGAAAGAGAAGUUAAAUCACAAAAAACUCUAGAUUACAGCAAUCCGUACUUCUGUAAAGGAUGCAAUUGCAAAGGUGCAGCUGUUGACUUUUUGACUCCAGAAUUUUGUAGUAGAGAAUGCAUCAGGAAAUACAACAGGCGCUUGGGUGGUAAUGUUAGUAACUUUAAGACCACUAAGAAGUACACAAAUCGGAAAAAGUGUAUAAUACCUAUGGAAGAUCUAGAUAGUGACCCUCUGGAGAUAAAGUCCGAUCUCUCACUUCUUUUGAAACCAAGCAAGUUCUUUUCAUGGGAAACAUAUCUGAACGCAAGCAAAGGAAAGCCUACUCCUAUCGAGUUGUUCUUGAAUCCAUUCCCGUGCAGUUCAAAUAUGUUCCAAGUUGGAAUGAAAUUAGAAGCAAUCGACCCAGAGCAUAGUUCAAUGUUUUGCGUCUGCACAAUCGUGGAGAAAAAAGGCUACCGCCUCAAACUUAAUUUCGAUGGAUAUUCGAAAUAUUACGACUUUUGGGUGAAUGCAGACUCCAUGGAUAUCUUCCCGCCCGGAUGGUGUGCCAAGACGAAUCGAACUCUACAACCUCCAAGAGGAACCAGUCCGCUUUCAUUCAAUUGGCCAAAGUAUUUGACCCAAACAAAAGCCCUACCAGCCCCCAGAAAUUUAUUCACGCAUCUUAACUCAUCGUCACAGACGCACGGAUACAAAGUUGGCAUGAAAAUCGAAGCAGAUGAUUUGCGGAAUUCUGGCAAAGUUUGCGUUGCUACAAUCGCCGACAUCCUUGACAAUCGGCUACUCAUUCUUUUCGAUGGAUGGGAUGACAGCUACAGCUAUUGGAUUGAUAUCAAUUCACCUUACAUUCAUCCCGUCAACUGGCAUAAAAAGAAUGGUUUUUCGAUAGUCCCUCCACCUGAAUAUGAGGAACGAUUCUCGUGGGGAGCGUACCUCGCAGAAACAGGUGCCGAACCUGCCACGGAAGACUUAUUCAAAACACGUGAUCCUGUCGAUUUUAAGCCGGGAUAUAAAUUGGAAGUCGUUGACAAACGUAAUCCUGCCCUUAUUCGCCCAGCGAGCGUCGUCAUGACCGAUGAUUAUGAAAUUAAAGUGCUGUUUGAAGGCUGGCCCAUGGAAUAUGCGUUUUGGAUAGAAGACGAUAGUCCAGAUAUUCAUCCAAUUGGUUGGUGCGAGAUUACAAAUCAUGAGCUAGAACCACCACCAGAGUAUGACAGCUUACCAUCGAGAUAUGACUGCAAAUUUCCCGGAUGUCGGGGUAUUGGAAACGCACUUCACCCUGAACUCGAUUAUCAUACAAACAUAUUGUCCUGCCCGUACGAAACUGCAAACUGGUCUAAGGAAAUUGACAAGACAGGUCGCCUGAAUAAUUUCAACAGAUAUGAUACUAGUGCCAUGUUGAACAAACCCAAGGAAAUUAUUCCACGAAAUAAGCGCAAGGCCGACACUUCGCCGCGCCCGCAUAUCAUCGCCAAAUUGCCAAAGCAUCAGAUGCAGGUGCAACACUCACUCCUUCAGCAGGCAUCACUUCAAGUUACUGGAUCAACAGGCAUGUCUUUGCUAGCGAACAAAAGCAACAAAUCAGAAACCAACAUUGACACAAUCAACAUUGCACGACAUUUAUUAUGCGACUAUGGCCCGCGUUUACAGCAAGUCUACCCUCUAUGGAAGCAGAAUUCCGAGUGUCUAGCGGUUAAUUUGUCAGAAAACAAGGAUCACAGUAAAAAUCCACUGGAAUGGAGCGUGGACGACGUAGCUGAAUAUAUUAGUAAGUUACCACGUUGUCAAGCAAUAGCACAAGAAUUUAUCAAGCAGGAUAUCGACGGCUCAGCAUUCCUUUCAAUGCGUCAGAGUGAUCUCACCGAAUUCAUGAAAAUUAAACUAGGACCCGCCAUAAAAAUCUACAAUCAAAUUGUACAGCUACGCGAAGAGGUUGUGACCCGAUUCAUGACUGGCUCAUCGAGAGUGAGUUAAGUCUUAGUUAUAAGACUUUUUGCAUUUUUCUUUUUCUGCGAAGGGAAGUUUUAACACCAGCUGCAGUGCAGCUUCAGAACCAUUCCGACAUAUGAUUGAGUUGUAUCCCCAAAUUUGCAUGUUAAUUUAAUCUGUGCGUAACGCACUUUUACACCAAUGCAUGCAACUUGUAAAAUAUGAAAGAUUCGGAACACCAAAUAGAAACCACUUGUUGAUGGCAUGCUAUCAGUAUUUCAACUUCUACUGAAAUAUUAUUAUUUUUUAUUUGAAAGGAUCUCCACGAUGAAAAAGAAGUUGAGAUUUUUUAUUUAGAACAAUUGUAUUAACAUUAGCACAUUCGUUCAGAUUAUCUAGAAAAUUUACAAGACUAGAAUGAGAUCUAAACGCUGCAAUUUAUCUGGCAAACAACAUAUUAUCUACAAUCAAAAGCUGAGCAUGAACAAUUACACGUGUUUAAACUUCCCUUUGAACACACAAAUGAACAUACUAGUAUGCAACUAUGAAUAUCAUGCGUUCCCAAUGAUGUACGAAAAUUUUCAGUUAUUUUGCUCUUCACCCAAAUUGUUUAAAGAAACAAAUCAAUGUUCUUCCCGUUGUUUAUUUAGCUUAUAUCGAUAGCAUCUAAGAUAUUCGAUUUAACUUAGAAGAUAGUGUGAUUAUAUUAUAAUCGUAGCAUAGAAUUAACUUGAAAUGUUACUUUUCACUUUUUUUAUUAAAAUAUCAAGAGAACAAAAAGGAAUAUCCCAACGUUUGGAGUUGUUUAAAAUAUGAUGUUUAAAAACCCUUUUUUCUCAAUAUGAAAUUUAUAUUUUAUUUGAGUCAAUAAAUAUUCAUUAUUUAUUUA
Hermetia illucens (black soldier fly) is the source of this 4932-nucleotide messenger RNA. RefSeq names its product lethal(3)malignant brain tumor-like protein 3 (gene l(3)mbt). Gene Ontology annotation, molecular function: protein binding; zinc ion binding. Gene Ontology annotation, cellular component: nucleus. Gene Ontology annotation, biological process: regulation of DNA-templated transcription. NCBI's taxonomy places the organism in Eukaryota, Metazoa, Arthropoda, Insecta, Diptera, Stratiomyidae. The record is from RefSeq and is a predicted model, not a curated record. The transcript has 6 exons. Bases 303 to 4088 code for a protein of 1261 amino acids.